Messenger RNA from Solanum verrucosum, 672 nucleotides. Its product is annotated as kunitz trypsin inhibitor 5-like. The transcript has a single exon. The coding region runs from base 7 to 603 and encodes 198 amino acids. NCBI's taxonomy places the organism in Eukaryota, Viridiplantae, Streptophyta, Magnoliopsida, Solanales, Solanaceae. Gene Ontology annotation, molecular function: endopeptidase inhibitor activity. The record is from RefSeq and is a predicted model, not a curated record.
AUCAAUAUGAAGAUUUUAUUACUUUCUUGCUUCCUCUAUUUUACCUUAUUUCAAAUCAUAAAAUCCGAACCGGUUCUCGAUACUAAUAAUGAACAAGUCCGUCCGGGGUACACCUACUACAUAUUGCCCGAUACCGCGGGCAAUGGUGGUGGCCUAACGCUAGCCAAAGGGGAAAAUGGGAGCUGCCCCCUCGACGUUUUUCAAGCACGAAAUUCGCAAAGUGUAGGCAUUCCGUUGAAAUUCUUGAUGGUGAAUUCUAGCGCGGGCUUAGUAAUUGAUGAAAAUGAGGACAUAAAUAUAAAAUUCGCAGCGCGAAGGUACGUAUCGAUUUGUAAUGUAUCAACUGUUUGGAAAAUCGAAGAUGGGAUUGUGACUACUGGUGGAAUUAAGGGUGGAUCGGAAAAUGGCACGUCUACAAGUUUAUUUACGAUUCAGAAAUAUGAAGAUGCGUAUGCUUUACAAUAUUGUCCAAGAGCUACAGGGUGUUCUUUUAUUUGUCCAAGAUUGUUGUGUGGGUAUAUUGGUAUUUUACCAGCUGAAAAUGGAUCGAGGCAUUUGGCUGUGAACCGGCCGGUUUUCAAGAUUGUGUUCAGGAAGGCAUAAGAAAUUUAUUCAUAGUAUAAUAAUAAUAAUAAUAACAUAGUGAAAAUAAAUAAUGAUGUUAUAAUUUAU